AUGGCGGGUUCGGGGAUCUCAGCUCUGACCCUCCUCCUGCUCAUGCAGGGUUCAGUAGAUGGGAAUGGAAUCCAGGGAUUCUUCUACCCAUGGAGUUGUGAGGGAGAUGUGUGGGACCGGGAGAGCUGCGGGGGCCAGGCGGCAAUCGAGAACCCCAACCUCUGCCUGCGUCUCCGCUGCUGCUACCGGGAUGGAGUCUGCUACCAUCAGCGGCCCGAUGAGACGAUGCGUCGGAAGCAUAUGUGGGCGCUGGGUUGGACGUGUGGCGGGCUGCUGCUCCUCAUCUCCACCAUCUGCUUGUUCUGGUGGGCCAAGCGCCGGGAUAUGCUGCACCUCCCCGGGUUCCUGAAGGGUCAGUGCAACUUGUCGAGGACUGUCUCGCUGCUGUCGAAGGAGAAGACAUCGUCCUCAGCAGAGAAGAAGACACCAUCCGUGGGCAGUGUGCCUGUGUCCCAGCCUGCGGAGAGCGUCCUGGACGCCUCGGCAGGCACCGAGGGGGAAGGGGAGACAGAAGGGGGUGAAGAGGAAGAGGAAGACUAGGGGCACCCCCUAGGGGGAUCCCACAAUACAAUAUAGCUCAUGGAAGCCUGGUCUCUUUUCUGGGAGCCGUGGGGAGCAGGAGGCACUGUGAGAACCUCCUGCUCUAUGGCAGGUGUGUGUGUGUUGGAAGGGGCCAGAGGAGCAGAGCUGAGGGGGAGGCUUGGGAUAAUGGGGGGCCCGGGUUAUGAUCAUGCUAGGGUAUGGUAAGGCAGUUGCCCUAGGCUGAAUGGAGGGCCUGACCUGAGGGGGAUCUGGAAUGAGGGGAGUCUGGGAGAGGAGUGGGGGGAUCUGAGCUGAGGAGACGUGGGCUGAAUGGGGGACCUGAGCUGUGAUCAUGACGGGGUAUGGGCUAUGGGGAGUGUUCUAGGCUGAAUAGGGGGCCCAGGCUGUGGUCAUGGGGGGUGUGGGCUGAAGGAAGUUGUCUCAGGCUGGAUGGGGGGGGGCC
This is a messenger RNA of Loxodonta africana (African savanna elephant), 985 nucleotides long. It is a transcript of the gene TMEM190, whose product is annotated as transmembrane protein 190. The transcript has 5 exons. The record is from RefSeq and is a predicted model, not a curated record. Gene Ontology annotation, biological process: hematopoietic progenitor cell differentiation. Lineage: Eukaryota; Metazoa; Chordata; Mammalia; Proboscidea; Elephantidae. Gene Ontology annotation, cellular component: inner acrosomal membrane. The coding region runs from base 1 to 540 and encodes 179 amino acids.